This is a messenger RNA of Carya illinoinensis, 2334 nucleotides long. RefSeq lists its product as uncharacterized. The record is from RefSeq and is a predicted model, not a curated record. NCBI's taxonomy places the organism in Eukaryota, Viridiplantae, Streptophyta, Magnoliopsida, Fagales, Juglandaceae. The coding region runs from base 110 to 1933 and encodes 607 amino acids. The transcript is spliced from 10 exons.
CUGCUUCCACGUAACCACCAAAAAGUAUCAAGGCACCGACCAGAAAACAAUCAAGUUUCUUCCUCCUAAGCGCCCCCGAAAAUAAGGAAAGGAACGUUUGACUACAGAAAUGGCGACGACGAUUCGAUCCGACAUUCGUUCGGCUAUGCAUAUGGCGACUUCGACCUUCCUCUCUCUCAGCCCCAAGGUCCUUAAUUCCUCACGAGCCGCCGCGCGUAGUGCUCUACCGUUUUCUUCGUCCAUCUCAUCCUCCUUUACGGCGGCUACAACCACGUCGCUCAGCCUGAGAGGUUUCUCCUCCACCAACUCCGUGAGCGACGCCGUCCUGAAGGCUCCGGAAUUGCCGUCCAUAUGUACGGCCGAUGAGCUCCAUUAUGUCUCCGUAUCAAGCUCUGAUUGGAAACUCGCCCUCUGGCGCUACCAUCCUUCUCCUCAGGCACCUCAGAGGAAUCACCCGCUGUUGCUAUUGUCUGGGGUGGGGACCAACGCCAUUGGAUACGAUCUCUCCCCUGAGGCUUCAUAUGCUCGUUACAUGUCAAGCCAAGGGUUUGACACAUGGAUCCUUGAAGUUCGGGGUGCUGGGUUGAGUGUGCAGGGAGUGAAUUCCAAAGAAAUUAAGCAGUCUGCCAAUAAAAUAUCUGAGCAGAUGGAAGCUGCUUCAAGGAGUGCAACCAAUGGAGCUUUACCUGUGGGACUUCAGUCAACAAAUGGUCCUGGUGCCAUGGCAGAACCUGAUACUUUUUCUGUUAAAGGAAAAGAAUCUGAGAACGUAGUUGUAAAAGGAGACAUGAUGCGGAUAGCAACAGUGUGGGACGAAUCAAGACUGGUGAUGAAGUUGACAGAAACCUUCAUGCGUUUGUCAGAAAGACUAUCUGGUUUUCUCAGUGAAGGCCAGUCCAAGAUCAUGUUCGCCAAAUUAUCUGACCAGAUUUCCAAACUUUUGGCAGAUUCCCCAUUUUCUGAACGAUUUAAUGAGAUCAGAGAAAAGCUAUCAAGUUUGUUGGAAACAAGGCAAAAUUCCAGUAUUGCUAGCCAAAUUAGGGAUCUGAGUCAAAGGAUAGUAAAUAUAAUUGAAGAGGGUCAACGAUCUGUCUCACCUCCAUUGUUUGACUUGCAAGAGCGUUUUGCUUCAACAAUAGAAGAUUUUCAGAAACAACUUGACUUAAUAGUGAAGUACGAUUGGGAUUUUGAUAAUUACUUGGAAGAGGAUGUGCCAGCUGCGAUGGAAUAUAUAAGAAGCAAAAGCAGGCCAAAGGAUGGUAAGUUGCUGGCAAUUGGACACUCCAUGGGUGGUAUUUUGCUUUAUGCGACUCUGUCACGAUGUGCUUUUGAAGGAAGAGACUCCAGAUUGGCAGCUAUUGUUACAUUGGCAUCAUCCCUUGACUACACUUCUUCUGAAUCGACUCUCAAAUUGCUCCUACCACUUGCUGAUCCUGCACAGGCUCUUAGUGUACCUGUUGUUCCUUUAGGGGCAUUACUGGCAGCAGCUUAUCCUCUUUCAUCGCGACCUCCUUAUGUCUUGUCUUGGCUUAAUGAUCUAAUUUCAGCAGAAGACAUGAUGCAUCCAGAGUUGUUUGAAAAGCUUGUCAUGAACAACUUUUGUACCAUACCGGCCAAACUUCUCUUGCAGCUAACAACAGCUUUUCGAGAGGGUGGGUUGCAUGACAGGAGUGGAACCUUUUCAUACAAGGAUCACAUACACAAAAGCAAUAUCCCUAUCUUAGCACUUGCAGGUGACCGGGACCUUAUAUGCCCGCCUGAAGCUGUAUUGGACACUGUCAAGCUGAUUCCCGAGCACCUGGUUACCUAUAAAGUAUUUGGAGAGCCUGGAGGUCCACAUUAUGCUCACUAUGAUUUGGUGGGAGGACGAUUGGCAGUGGAGCAGGUGUAUCCCCGUGUAAUACAAUUUCUUGCUCGUCAUGACUCGACAUGAUUACAUUGGCAGUGGAACUUCGCAUCACCGAAUGAUUUUGAUUUCCAAGCAGGGAGGAUGCGCAGAUAAAGCUAGCAUUCAGAUUUUUAGCAGAAGUUGCGAUGCUUCACUUCUGUGUCGUAGAUUAGCAUUACAGUUGGUAAUAGGAAAAUCAAAACCGAGGAACAAAGGCGCAAAAAAAGCAUGCUUCGUCUCAUCAUAUAUAACAGCAUUUGGAUAUCGAAGGAGAUUAUUUCUUGCUUGUGUAAAGAAGCGGUAACAGCCCAAAUUUCUUGACUUUUUGAGGUGUCCUUUAGCGUAACAGGGAUAAUUUGCUCUGAAUUUUUUGUUUAUUGACUGUUCUCUUCGAGGCCAAUUUUUAAUUACAGUAUUUAUUUGAUUGGAAAUACAAUUGACACAUA